AUGGCCCAAGUUUUCAAUAAUCAGCGUUCUGAUACGUUGUUUCUAGAUGGUGAGAAGAUUUCAGGAGACGAUAUUCGCAACCAGAAUGUUUUGGCAGCGUUAGCGGUGGCAAAUGUGGUCAAGUCAUCUUUAGGUCCAGUUGGAUUGGAUAAGAUGUUAGUUGAUGAUAUUGGUGAUUUUACUGUUACGAACGAUGGUGCUACGAUACUGUCGUUGUUGGAUGUGCAGCAUCCAGCAGGGAAGAUUUUGGUUGAUUUAGCUCAGCAGCAGGAUCGUGAGGUUGGUGAUGGUACGACAAGUGUUGUUAUUAUUGCUUCUGAGUUGCUCAAACGGGCCAAUGAGCUUGUGAAGAAUAAGAUCCAUCCUACUACUAUCAUUACAGGGUUUAGGGUCGCUUUGAGGGAGGCCAUUAGGUACAUUGAGGAAGUGCUAUCGCAACCGGUUGAUUCGUUGGGUAAGGAAACGUUGGUUAAUAUCGCAAAGACGAGUAUGUCUUCGAAGAUCAUUGGUUCUGAUUCCGAAUUUUUCAGCACCAUGGUAGUUGAUGCGCUUUUGGCUGUCAAGACCCAAAACACCAAAGGGGAGGUCAGGUAUCCUGUGAAGGCUGUGAAUAUUCUAAAGGCACACGGGAAGUCAGCUAGAGAAUCGGUAUUAGUUCAAGGUUAUGCAUUGAAUUGUACGGUGGCGUCGCAAGCUAUGCCAAAGCAGAUAAGUGGCGGUGCCGUGAAGGUAGCGUGUUUGGAUAUUAAUCUUCAAAAGGCAAGAAUGGCUAUGGGCGUUCAUAUCAAUAUCGAUGAUCCUGACCAGUUGGAAGAGAUUCGUAAGCGUGAAGUUGGUAUUGUUAUGGAAAGAGUCAAAAAAAUUAUAGAUGCUGGUACUCAAGUUGUUCUGACAACGAAGGGCAUCGACGAUCUGUGUUUAAAAGCAUUUGUAGAGGCGAACAUUAUGGCUGUUAGACGCUGUAAGAAAGAAGACUUGAGAAGAAUCGCUCGGGCUACGGGCGCUUCCUUAAUUAGCUCGAUGUCGAACUUGGACGGUGAUGAAACAUUUGAACCUAGCUAUUUAGGUACAUGCCAAGAGGUGGUGCAGGCGAAGUUUUCCGAUGAUGAGUGUAUCUUAAUUAAGGGUACGGCCAAGUAUUCGUCAUCAUCUAUUAUUUUACGUGGACCCAAUGACUAUUCUUUAGAUGAAAUGGAACGCUCGUUACACGACUCCUUGUCUGUGAUUAAGAGAACUCUGGAAAGUGGCAACGUUGUGCCUGGGGGAGGUUGUGUUGAAACUGCUCUAAACAUCUAUUUGGACAACUUUGCGACAACUGUGGGUUCUAGAGAACAGUUAGCUAUUGCAGAGUUUGCCGGUACUUUACUAAUCAUCCCAAAGACUCUCGCUGUUAACGCCGCUAAGGAUUCAAGCGAAUUGAUUGCAAAAUUGAGGUCUUAUCACGCAGCUAGUCAGCAGGCCAAACCUGACGAUUUGAAAAAGAAAAAGUAUAGAAACUACGGCUUAGACUUGAUCAGGGGUAAGAUUGUUGACGAGGUCAGUGCUGGUGUGUUAGAACCAACAAUUAGUAAGAUUAAGUCCUUGAAAUCUGCCUUGGAGGCUUGCAUUGCAAUACUAAGAAUCGACACGAUGAUUACUGUGUUUCCGGAGCCACCAAAGGAAGAUCCCCAUGACCACUAA
Eremothecium cymbalariae DBVPG#7215 is the source of this 1680-nucleotide messenger RNA. It is a transcript of the gene TCP1, whose product is annotated as chaperonin-containing T-complex alpha subunit TCP1. The coding region runs from base 1 to 1680 and encodes 559 amino acids. NCBI's taxonomy places the organism in Eukaryota, Fungi, Ascomycota, Saccharomycetes, Saccharomycetales, Saccharomycetaceae. The record is from RefSeq and is a predicted model, not a curated record. The transcript has a single exon. Gene Ontology annotation, cellular component: chaperonin-containing T-complex. Gene Ontology annotation, molecular function: ATP binding; ATP-dependent protein folding chaperone; ATP hydrolysis activity. Gene Ontology annotation, biological process: protein folding.